AACAACCUGACGGCCGCGGCCUCGGUUUGCUGUGGAGUGUAUCGAGCUAGCAAGUCAGCUCAAAGAGAUGGUGAAAACAGGUCUACUUGAACGGCUGCAGGAGGGCCCUGUGAUAGGAGACGGGGGUUAUGUCUUCACGCUGGAGAAGCGGGGUUACGUCAUGGCCGGACCGUGCACCACAGAGGUCGUCAUCGAACAUCCUGAGGCCGAUGGUGAAAAAAGGUUUACUGGAGCGGCUGCAGGAGGGCCCUGUGAUAGGAGACGGGGGUUAUGUCUUCACGCUGGAGAAGCGGGGUUACGUCAUGGCCGGACCCUACACCACAGAGGUCGUCAUCGAACAUCCUGAGGCCGUAAAACAGUUACACCGAGAGUUCAUGCGCGCAGGCGCAGAUGUGCUCCAGGCCUUCACAUUCUGGUCGACAGACGACAGACUGUCUCUGUCUGGUCCUGACGCCCCUGGGAACGAGACUGGCAAGAGCAUCACGUGCAAAGAAAUGAACGACCAGGCAUGUACUAUAGUGAAGGAGGUUGUUGGGGACGGAGAUACCCUCGUCUGUGGAGGGUUAUCCAACACUCCAUCUUACGCACAGGGGAAGGGAAGGGCAGCCGUACAGAAGGAGUUCAGCAAACAGGUCGACAGUUUCAUGGAACAAGAUGUGGACUUCCUAUUGGCUGAGUUCAUUGGUAACGUGGAGGAGGCCGAGUGGGCUAUCGAAGUGCUGAAGGGAAAAGGGAAGCCCGUAGCCUGUACCCUGCGUAUCGGGCCGACAGGAGACGACAGCGGCGUUCCAGUCGGGGAGUGUGCCGUCAGGAUGGCUAAAGCAGGUGCUGACGUGGUUGGAUUGAACUGCCGGUUUGAUGCCAACACCUGUCUGAAGACUAUAAAGAUGAUGAAGGAUGCGCUGGAGAAGGCAGGACUGUCCCCGUAUCUGAUGGUCCAACCAAACGGCUACCACUCACCGGAGACCGAGCAGACGAAGAACGGAUGGACCAUCUUGCCGGAGUUUCCGUUCGCUCUGGGCCCUCGGCAGAUGACCCGCUUUGAAGUCCACCACUUCGCCCGAGCGGCCUUUGACCUCGGGGUCAGGUACAUCGGCGGCUGCUGUGGAUUUGAACCUCACCACAUCCGGGCUAUAUCGGAAGAGCUGUCUCCAGAGCGCGGAGGAAAGCUCGGAGACGCCAGCAAGAAACAUUUGCCGUGGGGAGGGGCGCUGAAGACGGACCAGUCUGAGAAAGACUUUAUCAACGGAAAGGAUACCAGGGAAUACUGGGAAUCCGUAAAGCCAGCCUUGGGCCGACCAGGGUUUCCGGACGUUCAGGAGAAACUCUUCCGCCAGUGAGCACUGACGUCACAGGCAGCGGAAUCCUACAACCUGGCUGACGGCUUUGAGAGGACAUAAUCUAAUCGAUGGGUAAAUGUAAGCAUAUGAGAUACAUUUGAUUGAAUUGAUUAGUUUGUGAUAAACAGUGACUGUGAGCAUACCAAUAUUCGGUGACCAGUCUACGAUAUUUCCUACUUUCAACAUUUUUGAUAACCACUGAUGAUUUCAUGAAGACAUUUUUCCGUUUUCAUGUUUCUUCGAUAUUCGUUUAGCUUUUUUCACAGCUCUAAGCUGUGCGUUGUACCAUUUUUAACUGUCAAUAGCGCCGCCUAGCGGUCUUUAUAAUCUCACAUCAUAACACCUUUAAACUUUGAGAGAUGUACUCUACACAAUGCUCUUGAAUAGCAACAUUCUCCUGUGUGAGACCUAUGAAUAAAAAUUGAUUGUGGCAACAAAGUCCUUCAGACGUUGGAAAACGUUUGCACAAUGUACACAGUAAGACACAUUCUUUCUCUUUUCCAAGAAUAGAGCUUUGUGUUUUGCGGGUGGUCGUUUCUGGCAGCCUUUAAUAUGUGCCAUGAACAACAUGGAAUCUGAAACAGUCUAUCCUUUACACCAGACUGCAAGAUAAUCGUGCAAUGGCAUUGCUGAAGUGAAGCAUGACAAAUCCGUUAUGAGUUGGUUGUUAUUGCUACCACCUGCAGAUAUUCCAUCCCUUUCGAAGAAACUGACUUUCCUUGAACCUAGAGUUUGUUAUAUCAGGAGUUUCGGAGAUCUAAAUCAGCAAUUAUCAGUACUAAUAUGUAUGCGUACUUUUAAUAAAGCGUGCGUUAUUCAUAGA
This is a messenger RNA of Branchiostoma floridae (Florida lancelet), 2163 nucleotides long. RefSeq names its product betaine--homocysteine S-methyltransferase 1-like. Bases 129 to 1340 code for a protein of 403 amino acids. The record is from RefSeq and is a predicted model, not a curated record. The transcript has 10 exons. Gene Ontology annotation, molecular function: betaine-homocysteine S-methyltransferase activity; zinc ion binding. Lineage: Eukaryota; Metazoa; Chordata; Leptocardii; Amphioxiformes; Branchiostomatidae.